AUGGAUAACGACGGACAACGACAUGUAACGAUGGAAAGAAUUCAUGAGAUGAUUUUUACGACUUUUAACGACAUUCAUUUCUACAAGGGAAGCAAACGAAGAAGACUCGACCCGAGACGGCGAGGAAUUCCCCGGUCAUGUGUCGCAUCUUCAACAGAUGAGCUCUCAGACUGGCCUAUCACAGAGCACUCAUUAAUACCACACCGCACUAUUUCUUAUCAGCUUAACAGUCGGCUGCUUCAUUUAUGUGUGAAACCUCCAGUCCAGUCCGGGUCCGUGUGCCAAGAGGCCGGAACGGUUCCGGCCACACCGGCCUUAAUCGGCAAAAAAGCGGGACAUGGGGAAUCCAUUACUCAACCACCCUCCAACUGCAAGUUGCCUGCACCGGCCUCUCAGAACCACAAAACUCGGCAUCUCGAACAACAAAACGGCGCGACAUCACCCGGAGAGGGAACCACUCUAUUAACGUUUACUGCAUUCUGCAAGAAGGAAAAGUUUGCCAACCGGCCCAACGGGGUCUGCGAUGGGGCGUGUCUGGGAUGUGGGAGCCUGUGGGAUGCAGAGGAAUGUUGCUUAUCGCGGCCGACGAGCGGUGGAUGCAAGGGCUCGACCAGCAAAGAAGGGGGAGCAAACCCCUUGGUUGGUCUUGGGGGUUAUCCGGAGGAGCCCGCGUGACCAGAGAUUGGGAUGAUAUGACAAACAGAAAUGGGACGGGCACGGCGGACGGGGGCUUCGUGUCAUGCUCUGCGGCCGGCGCGAGAAGGACA
This is a messenger RNA of Colletotrichum destructivum, 767 nucleotides long. RefSeq lists its product as uncharacterized. The record is from RefSeq and is a predicted model, not a curated record. The transcript is spliced from 3 exons. Bases 1 to 675 code for a protein of 224 amino acids. Lineage: Eukaryota; Fungi; Ascomycota; Sordariomycetes; Glomerellales; Glomerellaceae.